Messenger RNA from Cantharellus anzutake, 1431 nucleotides. RefSeq lists its product as uncharacterized. Lineage: Eukaryota; Fungi; Basidiomycota; Agaricomycetes; Cantharellales; Hydnaceae. Gene Ontology annotation, molecular function: RNA binding; rRNA (cytosine-C5-)-methyltransferase activity. Gene Ontology annotation, biological process: rRNA base methylation; maturation of LSU-rRNA. Gene Ontology annotation, cellular component: nucleolus. Bases 1 to 1431 code for a protein of 476 amino acids. The record is from RefSeq and is a predicted model, not a curated record. The transcript has 6 exons.
AUGGAGGCGCGCUCUCGGAGGCUUGAUCAACAGGCCCGGCGGGAUGCCGAAUUGGAUCUUGGCAUCAACCAAGGAGUCGAGGAUGACGAAGAUGAUGACCUUGCGGCUUUCGACCUGCCAACCGCUCAGGAACGGGAGGUAGAACAAAAGAAGGGUGGAAUUGAGCCUCACGAAGUGCACCAUCGAAUACAGGAUUGUGUUCGAGUCCUGACGAACUUCAAGGAAUUGCGGGAUAAGACGAGAUCACGAUCAGAGUAUAUUGAACAGAUCAUAGCGGACAUCGUUCAGUAUUAUGGGUAUAAUGAGUUCUUGGCAGAGAAGCUCUUUAAUCUUUUCCCGGUAGCCGAGGCAGUCGAAUUUUUCGAAGCCAACGAAGUGCAGAGACCGGUCACGAUCCGUACAAAUACCCUUCGAACGCGACGGAGAGACUUGGCGCAAGCACUCAUCAACCGUGGCGUCAAUCUCGAACCUAUCGGUAAAUGGACCAAAGUCGGAUUACAAGUUUUCGAAAGCUCUGUUCCUAUUGGCGCAACUCCGGAAUAUCUUGCUGGUCAUUACAUGCUACAGGCGGCCUCAUCUUUUCUACCUGUAAUUGCUCUUGCUCCUGAGCCUCAUGAGCGAAUCCUUGACAUGGCUUCCGCCCCUGGAGGGAAGACUACCUAUAUCUCCGCACUCCUUCAGAAUACUGGUGUCGUCUUCGCCAACGAUUCGAAUAAGGACCGGACGAAGGGUUUAACUGCCAAUAUCCACCGAAUGGGGUGCAAAAAUGUAAUCGUUUGCUCAUAUGACGGCCGCGAAUUUCCUAAGGUAAUUGGUGGAUUCGAUCGGGUGCUCCUAGAUGCACCUUGCAGCGGGACAGGCGUCAUCAGCAAGGAUUCCAGUGUGAAGCGAAACAAGUCCGCGCAAGAUUUUCUCUUACUUCCACAACUUCAAAAGCAGCUUCUUCUGUGUGCUAUCGACAGUGUCAAUCCUAGCUCCAAGAUGGGUGGCUUUGUCGUCUAUUCGACAUGCUCUGUCACUGUGGACGAAAAUGAGGCUGUCGUCGACUAUGCCCUUCGCAAGCGUCCGAAUGCUGCACUUGUGGAGACUGGUUUGGAGUUCGGUAAACCAGGUUUUACAUCAUAUAUGGGCAAGAUCUUCGGCAACAGCAUGGGGCAUACGCGUCGGUUUUAUCCUCACGUUCACAAUAUGGAUGGAUUCUUUGUGGCCAAGUUUAAAGUGACGAAGAAAGCUAAAUCAAUGCCGAACGUAUCCGAAGAGGAGGAUGAAGUGAUGGACGCCGUAGCUGGGGAUGAUGCAACUGCGCAGGAUGAUGUUGCUUUUGACCCCGAGGAGGAUAAACCUUACAUAGAAGAGGGCAAACGGAAGAGGAUAAGAGCCAAAGGACUCCGAGUGCCUCCGAAGACAUUCACAUCACAGGCAGUGAGCUGA